Molecule: messenger RNA, 525 nt
Organism: Laccaria bicolor S238N-H82
Lineage: Eukaryota; Fungi; Basidiomycota; Agaricomycetes; Agaricales; Hydnangiaceae
Exons: 3
Cellular component (GO): membrane
Source: RefSeq, a predicted model, not a curated record
GUUCCUACCAAGAUUGACCUCACCCCAAGGCGUCAUCACGGCUAUGCUGUUAUCCUUUUUAUCCUGGGGACCCUCUUCCCUCCUUUAGCCGUGGCUGCAAGGUUUGGAAUCGGUUCGGACUUUUGGCUCAAUCUUUUGCUAACAAUCUGCGGCUAUAUUCCUGGCCAUGUCCACAAUUUUUAUAUUCAGAACAUCCGGAACAACAAGAAUCACGCUCGUACUCCAAAGUGGAUCCAGAAAUAUGGACUCGUUGAUACCUCAGAGAUCAAACGCAAGGAACGCAAAUCACAGUGGGCAUCGCGGUAUAAUGACCGCCUCCCACGAUCGACGCUUGAGGGGCAGCCCUACGAAGAAGGGCAAGAGCAAAAUUCCAGUAUUGACCUUUCCUCCGUCGAUCAGGGAGGCAAGCCACGACGACAACCAAAUGGGGAUCUUUGGCGGCCCGAAGACGAAAACUACUACAAUCCCGACAAAGACAACGCUGGCUCGUCGUCCGGUCGCUGGCAUUACCCUGCCAAUUUCGAU